Molecule: messenger RNA, 2985 nt
Organism: Penaeus chinensis
Lineage: Eukaryota; Metazoa; Arthropoda; Malacostraca; Decapoda; Penaeidae
Exons: 4
Coding region: 680-1795 (371 amino acids)
Source: RefSeq, a predicted model, not a curated record
GCGAGCGGCGCAUCCACCAAAGUCGCUGGCUCGCGAGUCGCGGCUGCCACUCGGCCAGAAUCAGUCGCUUCCUAACAGUCGGAGGGAGAGUACGUACGCUCCCGCUCUCUGACCUGCCUCAGUGGCCGCUUGUCGUCGGCAAACUUCGCAACUUAUUUCGCAGAAGUUACGUUCAUCAGUUGAUUGUAAUCUGUGAUGUACCAAAUUGGUUUUUCGUAUUUUGGAAUAUAAAGAGGUGUGUGAUGUGAACUUAUUUUUGGAAAAGAGUGAUUUUUACACUUGUGAUACCAAAUCUACGUUGUGAUUUUAUAAAGUUCGCUGUGUUAAAACCGAGUGCAUUGCGCACCGAAUCAGUGCACGGAGGCCGCAGCCUAAUAUUGAAAUACAAAUCAAAGGCUCAGCCAAACCUUUCGGAUUCGGCAAGCAGCCCGACGGGAUUAUCGGCGGCGGAACCGACGGAGCCAACGACGUGCCAACAUCAAGCAAGCCGAAGCCCGGAGCCGCGUGUCAAGUGCCAACCUGAGGCUCGCCCAGGCCCCGUCGCCCUCCCCAGGAUACAUGUGCAAGACGUAGGCGUCCUGCGGAAGACGCGGCGAGGCCAGAGGACUUCGGGCAAGGACGAGGACCAGCAAAGCCAGGACGUGCGGCGAGGGCGAAGCAGGAUGGCUGACGCUGGGAUAUGAUACUGUCGCUUCCUCCUGACACGGCCCUGGAAAAUUAUGUCCAGGUGGUGGGUAUGGCGUCAUCCAGCUGGGGAGACGGCGAGUGGGACCCUGGUGACUGCGAGUGUGGGGGCCCGCCGCCCCCCGCCUUUAUGGUGCCGCCGCCCCCACGCCCCCCAGCGUUCCCUGGGGGCCCCUCACCGGAAGCCCUGCUGGGGUUUGGCGGGGGCGACGCGGCGGACGACUGCGAGGGCCCCUUCACCUGCCCGGCGCUGCUCGGCGCCCGCGAGGACCAUCGCUCGCCCACGCCCCGCGCGCCGCUCGCCGUCGUCAUCGUCUCGGCCGCCACGCUCGUCGUCCUGGUCAUCGUCGCCGCCGUCAUCGUGUGCAGGUUGCGCGGGCGCGGCCGCAGUCCCAAGGGCUGCACGGAGCUGAGCGGCGCCAUCAUCUACGACGACCUCCCCUCCGCCCCCUCCGUCGUGCCCGCCCGCACACGCCCGCGGUUCAAACCCGUGCCUCUCGACGGCGAGGAGGUGCUGGGGAUGACCAUGGGCGUGCACCUGUACACCCCCGAGCCCAGGAGCGCCGCGCCCUCCGAGCACCUGUAUCAGAGCAUCUCCUCAGGAAGCGAGACAUGCAGUUACAGCACCAGCGAGGCGGCGCCACACGACGGGCGCUCCCUUCUGCGCCCUCCGCACCCUCGCGGAGGCCUGUGCCCCUCGCCCAUCCUCCCCGACACGGACAGCGAGGACGAGCCCCUGGGCCCGGGGGGCGUGGCUCCGCCCAGCGACAAUGACACGCCCAACACCUCUCCCAACCGCUCGCGCUACUACUGCCCGAGCGCGCCCCCUCACCGCUGCUCCCCCGCCGGCUCGGGCUCCGACUACGAGAGCGUGUAUUACGUGGGUGGCAUCCGGCGGGAGCGGCCCCUGACGCCGCAGGAGCGAGGCCUCCCGCCCCUGCCCUCGCGCACGGACCGCUUCCGUAUCUACUUCUCGGUGGAGCGCGGCCAGCGGCGCCCCCCGGGUCGCAGGGGCUCUUCGGGGCGGCGCCACAGCGGCCACCACCACCCGCUCCAUCCGCAGCCGCACCAUCCGCCCGAAGCCGAGCCGCUCUACGAGAACCUGACGUAGGUCCCGCGGCGUGCGACGCCGGCGGACCGCUUUUCCCUCGACAGGACGCCGCCUGUGCUUCGUGGACGGGCCAUGGGGGCGGCUCAGUGCAGGAGAGGAGCUCGUUGUGGGCCUGUCUGGUGGCGCGGGCGGCUGCGUAUCUGUGAUGGCGUGGAUGGCAGACUGAUCUCAGGGUACAGCGUUGGAGAGCGACGUCGUUGGAGAGCGACAGCGUUGGAGAGCGACGUCGUUGGAGAGCGUUGGAGAGCGACGGCGUUAGAGAAAGCGGUGCGACUGACGACGAGGGAAGCGAAGCCUUUUCCUCUCCAGGUUAUUUUGCGUUAGCUGUGGGUGUGGCAAGUCCUUGAUAUUUCUUGAACCUUUACUGAGAAAUGAAAAUAACUGAACUCCAUAUCAAUAACAAACUCUGUAUAGUGGAUUGGUACGCAGAUCAAAUCCAUAUGUGAAAGGAGCAUUUUGUAGACUUGUCUGGAUCAAAGUGUAGGAGCCGAUUAGUGUCCUGUUGAGCCGAGUGUGCGUGUGUUUACGCGAAUUUCCGCGGCGACCCGUUCAAAGGCAGACAGUACGAACAAGCACGCACGCGAGUUCGGGUCGCUUGCCUAUGUAUGGCAGCUGGAAGGACGGUCAGUAAAGGAAUGAAAACUGUCUCAGGCUGCAGUGAAGUCCCAGUGAAACCGAAAAAAAGGAAGUGUUGAGGAAAUUCGAACGUGAACUCGCCAGCCAUGAGUGCCAGGAAUCCAGUACCGAGAGCGGCUCCUUCUCAAGACGCCGUUGACUGCCCUGGCGAAGGAGGCGCAGGUGACGGCGGAGGCGAGGGGAGGGAAAGCGUGUCUGUGCCGAAAGCGGACAAACACACACAAACACACACAAGUAGUUGGUGUUGUCUCAAGGUGCAAUCUAGUCCUCUCGUCCGAGCGCACGCACACACACGCAGCCUCUCACUGGCCGGUAGACUGACCCACCAGUAAAUUCACACAUAUUCCCAAGUGGUAGGCCUAGGUAAAUUCAACCUUAAAAUACAAAAGAUCUCCAUGUAUACAUUUGCAUUUACAAAAGAUUGUAAGAUUGUAACGUCAAACAGUAGGCAAAAAAGUCAAUAAAAAGGUAAACACACACACACACACACACACACACAAACACAAACACAAACACAAACACAAACACACACACACACACACACACACACACAC